This is a messenger RNA of Rhizophagus irregularis DAOM 181602=DAOM 197198, 828 nucleotides long. RefSeq names its product protein with putative role during mitosis. Gene Ontology annotation, cellular component: proteasome core complex, alpha-subunit complex; proteasome core complex; cytosol. The record is from RefSeq and is a predicted model, not a curated record. Gene Ontology annotation, biological process: ubiquitin-dependent protein catabolic process; proteasomal protein catabolic process. Lineage: Eukaryota; Fungi; Glomeromycota; Glomeromycetes; Glomerales; Glomeraceae.
UAAAAAAAAAAAAAUUUUAUAUCUUUUAAAUCCUUUUAAUUUCAAAAUGGCUCGCAGAUACGAUGCUAGAACUACCAUUUUCUCACCAGAGGGUAGACUAUACCAAGUUGAAUACGCUAUGGAAGCCAUAUCCCAUGCUGGUACGGCUUUGGGUAUUCUCGCGUCUGAUGGUAUUGUUAUUGCUGCUGAGAAGAAAGUAACAUCAAAAUUAUUGGAACAGACAACAACCAGCGAAAAAAUUUAUCUUUUAAACGACAAUGUCAUUUGUGGCGUAGCAGGAAUCACUGCCGAUGCUAAUAUUUUGAUAAAUUAUGCUCGUCAAGCUGCUCAGCAGUAUCUUUUUACUUAUGAUGAGGAUAUCCCCGUUGAACAAUUAGUACAAAGACUAUGUGAUUUAAAACAAGGAUAUACUCAAUAUGGAGGACUGCGUCCUUUUGGUGUAUCAUUUAUUUAUGCUGGCCAUGAUAGUCAUUAUGGUUUUCAACUAUAUCAUUCUGAUCCAUCCGGUAAUUACGGUGGAUGGAAAGCAACAUGUAUUGGAGCUAACAACGCGUCCGCACAGUCUUUAUUGAAGCAAGAUUAUAAAGAUGAUAUUACUCUUAAAGAGGCUAAAGAAUUGGCUGCUAAAGUUUUAAGUAAAACAAUGGAUUCUACUACUCUAAGUAGCGAAAAAUUGGAAUUCGCUACUAUUAGUCUUAAUGAUGAAAAUAAGGUUGUUUACCAUCUUUAUAAACCUGAUGAAAUUGACCUCUUAUUAAAAGAACACAAUUUAGGAGGUCAAGAAACUGAACAAUAAAUAAUAAAAAAUUUAUUUUUCUAAAAAUACAG